Messenger RNA from Clonostachys rhizophaga, 1659 nucleotides. NCBI's taxonomy places the organism in Eukaryota, Fungi, Ascomycota, Sordariomycetes, Hypocreales, Bionectriaceae. The record is from the annotation of a GenBank genome assembly.
AUGAUCGCUUCGUAUUCAAUUACCGGUCUUGCAAGCCAAGAGCACACAGUACAGGUGUGGCUAAUAGUUAUUCUCUUGGUCGAUUGGGUCGUCGCCAACACCCCAAGAGACAACUUCUGUCGGAGUAUUCCGACUGUACAUGGCGGAGUCCUUUGGGGUGAUUCAGUGAACAAGAGGUUUUAUCUCUACGGCGGUGAGUGGACUGGAGGAACUGCAGAUGCAGUGUUUACCGUUUUAGGGUACGAUGUUCUCUACAACCAUUGGGAUGACUUCGGACUGCCAAGUAUAAAACCUCCACCACAAGUCGCAGCCUACGGUGCUGGAGUUGGCGUCUCGGAGAUUGGAAGUGGGUACUACUACGGGGGAUAUAUCAGCAAUGCCUCUAUGAGCGGAUGGACUCAACCGCGAAAGAUGAGCUCAAACUUCUAUUCCUAUGACUAUGACUCAAACGAUUUCACCCAAGCAGCUAAUCCGGAUGACUUGCCUAGAGCAGAAGGUGCCAUGGUUUGGAUUCCAGCUGGAGAUGCGCGAGGGCUUCUUGUGUAUAUGGGUGGUGUUGUCAGUCAGAAUAAUACAGUGCAACCUCAGGGAUUCGACGAAAUCUUCGUCUACGACCCAACGGAUAAUUCAUGGUUGAAACAGUCAGCAACAGGAGAAGUACCGCAGAAUCGACGCCAGUUCUGUAUGGAUGUGGCCUGGGCACCAGAUAGGUCAAGUUACAACAUGUACCGCUUCACCCCUCUCGAAUCUCCUCUCUACUUGUGGGGAGGACACAAGGUUACACCCCCAGAAGUAAAUGUUACUUCAUACAACGAUAUCUACAUACUGUCUAUGCCGUCUUUCAAUUGGGUCAAAGCCUACCCCGGCAAUUCCGGAAACUAUACUCUCCCUCCCAAAUUUGGUCAUUAUGCCGCCUCGUGCAACAUGGUCAAGUCGAUGUCUCAAAUGCUUGUCAUUGGAGGAACCUAUACAGACACGAACGACUGUGACUUGGCGUAUGAAAUCUGGGGCCAGCAUAAUUUCUGGACAGGCACGAACCAGAAUGCAGGAGACAAUACAUCUUACUACUGGGCGUUAUAUAACCCCAACAUCACCACUAACGUCGUCCCUAUAGACGUAUAUAAUGUCACAGGCGGAGACAAGAUGGGAGGGGCAAAUCUUACGGCGCCCCAAAAGGGGUUCGACCCUGGGAACGAGCUGCUACAAACAUUAUUUGAUCGAAAGCCGGUAAUUCCUGACCGCAAGCCGACUCGCGAUGUCGACAUGAAUUCUUCAGAUACCUCAAGCCUUUCAGGCGGUGCUAUUGCUGGCAUUGUAAUUGGUUCCGUUGCAGGCCUGGGGCUUCUAUUGUUAGCAUGGUACUACUUAGGGAAAAGGGUCCUCCAUCGUCGUGAGGAGAGGCGCCAAGAAAGGUACUCGAUAUCAUCACAAACGGGGAACAUGGCGGGAUUGUCAAGUGUAAGAAACACCCCCAUGUCUAUGAUCUCUCGACAAAAGUCAGCCGGGACCCGGGGCACGGCGUCCUCCAACUAUCCCAGUCCUCCUCCGGUGGAGCAAGGACCGCCCGUGGAACUCAACGCAGAGCAAGUUCCUGGCGAGCUACCCUCUGGUGAUCCAGCAACACCCAGAAUUAUUAACGAGUUACCCGCCGAGCAUUAG